Messenger RNA from Anoplophora glabripennis (Asian longhorned beetle), 838 nucleotides. RefSeq names its product transmembrane protein 223. The transcript is spliced from 2 exons. Gene Ontology annotation, cellular component: mitochondrion. The coding region runs from base 33 to 683 and encodes 216 amino acids. Gene Ontology annotation, biological process: nervous system development. The record is from RefSeq and is a predicted model, not a curated record. Lineage: Eukaryota; Metazoa; Arthropoda; Insecta; Coleoptera; Cerambycidae.
UUCUUGUUAGGUUAUGUUUUUGAAUAAUUACAAUGUUAUUUUUAAUAAAAUGUAUCGAGAAAUGUAGUAUCUACAACGUAUUAUACAAAUCUAAUUCACUAAAAACCAAUUUUAUAAAGCGGUAUUACAACCCAAAGUCCUUCGACAUCAAUACAAACGUAGUAAAAGAUGUAAUUUUAUAUAAACAUCCGAACGACCGAUUCUUCAAAAUUGUUAAUCUCUUUGCUAUAUGCCAAUUUGGUUUUUGGACGUAUUUAGCACUGUUUGCGUUUACGAAUUUAAAAGACGUACCAGUAGACGACAAAGAAGAAAAAUGGUGGAGAAAAGUAAAUCUAGGCGACACCAAAUAUAGAACUACGUUUACCAUAAUCUCGUUCCUUAUAGGAUGGGGUAUACUAUGCGUAACGUGGAUGUAUUCCUUGAGAUCCGUAAAGUACCUAAUUUUAAAGAAAGGGGGGAAAGAAGUUACCAUAAUUACUCACACACCGACAGGCGGUAAUAAAAUGCUCACGUUAAAACUUGACAAUCUUAGCUGUAAAGAUUCAAGAACGAGCGCAGGAUCACAACUUCCGAUUCAAGUGAAGGGCCACUAUUUACAUUAUAUUCUUGAUAUGAGAGGAGCAUUUACAAAUCCGACUUUAUUUGAUCAAACGGCUGGAUUAAGGCGAAAAUGGGCAUUAUGAGGAUUGAGUUGUUAAUAUCGACUACUAAUGGUUCUGUUUUUUUUUUCUUCAUGUUAUAUAUUUGUUUUUCAGAGUAUGUAUGCGCUUUUCGCACAGCUUAGGAGUUUUCUUGUGACUAUUUUUUAAAAUUUCAAUAAUUUAAUAAUAUAGUAUUU